Molecule: messenger RNA, 512 nt
Organism: Verticillium dahliae VdLs.17
Lineage: Eukaryota; Fungi; Ascomycota; Sordariomycetes; Glomerellales; Plectosphaerellaceae
Exons: 1
Coding region: 108-428 (106 amino acids)
Source: RefSeq, a predicted model, not a curated record
AGUGGACACAACCGUCCCGUCGGAAGCGGACAUGACCCCGUACGUGAAAGAGCGACAAGAGACAGCAGCCUCGGCACACUCUAGCCAACCGCCACCUCGAACAGGGCAUGACAGGUAGGCUCGCUCUCUCACCCCCCUCAAGGACAAUGGGCGGGCAGAGAGGUCGCCUCUCCCUCCGCCGAGCUGAGCCGCCGGACUCGCCGGACGUCCUCCACACACGCCUUCUGAGACCGCCGAUCAGCGAAGAUUCCCGCGCCCGGCCACAGAUGGGGCGCGUUCCCGUCAGGCUCCUCUUCUUCCUCCCACCCCCUCCUUGGCUGUGCCGCCUAUCUAUCUGCCUUGCCCCCCAAAGCAGAACUGGUUCGCAUGGAACACCGAGACAGGCACGAAAAAAACCCAGGGUGCAGAGCUACGUCGACGAAAGCUGAAAGAGAGACGCGCACACGCAGGUGCACAUACCUCCCUCCUUCCCUUCCCGGCCGAGUUGACUAGGAAAGAUCGACGUGAUCUGG